Messenger RNA from Miscanthus lutarioriparius, 1140 nucleotides. The record is from the annotation of a GenBank genome assembly. Lineage: Eukaryota; Viridiplantae; Streptophyta; Magnoliopsida; Poales; Poaceae.
AUGGCCGACAAAGAGAACUCCGCCGCCGCCGUCGCCGCCGCACCGCCGCGCCUCACCCGCGCCGCAGCCAAGCGCGUCGCCGCCGUCACAUUCGUGGCCGUCGCCGCCAAGCGCAAGCGCCUCGCGCUCACCCAGCUGCCCACGCACCCCAACGCCGUGCACGACGACGACGACGGCUACGAUAAGCCCGCCAGGAAGCAGCAGCACCUCCUCCUCCCCGCCGCCGAGCCCAAGCCUAAGGCAGCGCCCGCGCCUGCCGCCGCCUCUGAUGACGAGGAGGGGGAGGAUCCGCAGCUCUGCAAGCCCUACGCGUCCGACAUCUACUCCUACCUCCGCUCCAUGGAGUCGCAGGCCAAGCGCCGCCCCGCCACGGACUACAUCGCGGCGGUGCAGUUCGACGUCUCGCCCAACAUGCGCGCCAUCCUCGUCGACUGGCUCGUCGAGGUCGCCGAGGAGUACAAGCUCGUCUCCGACACGCUCUACCUCACCGUCUCCUACAUCGACCGCUUCCUCUCCGCCAACGCACUGAACAGGCAGAGGCUGCAGCUCCUCGGCGUCUCCGCCAUGCUCGUCGCAUCCAAGUAUGAGGAGAUCAGCCCGCCCAACGUGGAGGAUUUCUGCUACAUCACCGAUAACACCUACACCAAGCAGGAGGUAGUUAAGAUGGAGAGUGAUAUACUGAAUGUCCUCAAGUUUGAGGUGGGCAAUCCUACUCCCAAGACGUUUCUGAGGAUGUUCAUCAGAUCUGCCCAAGAAGACAACAAUAAGUAUCCUAGCCUCCAGCUGGAGUUCCUGGGUGGCUACCUUUGUGAGCUGAGCUUGCUGGACUACAGUUUGCUUCGCUUCUUGCCGUCACUUGUUGCAGCCUCGGUGGUGUUUGUUGCAAGGCUCACCCUUGAUCCACACACCCAUCCCUGGAGCAAGAAGAUGCAGACGCUAACCGGCUACAAGCCAUCUGAGUUGAAGGACUGUGUUGCUGUCAUCCACCGUUUGCAGCUCAACCGGAAAUUUUCAUCCAUGAUGGCGAUCCGGGAAAAAUACAAGCAACACAGGUUCAAGGGUGUAUCAGCUUUGCUACCUCCUGUUGAGAUCCCAGCAUCAUACUUACAAGAAACUGAAGGAGUAGGUGUUCCUGGAUAA